Molecule: messenger RNA, 1707 nt
Organism: Mitosporidium daphniae
Lineage: Eukaryota; Fungi; Microsporidia
Exons: 1
Coding region: 1-1707 (568 amino acids)
Source: RefSeq, a predicted model, not a curated record
AUGAUUUACAGUAACACUAAAACCAAUCACCACAUCGCAAAUAAUGUCCCCCACAUCAGCGACGAGCAUAUCUUUUCCCGUGCAAUAGUCAUACCCAACCAUUCAAAUCAUGUUCAAAUUGCCUCUGAUGAUGGCCAUAGCGGCUGGAUCGAUCCCUCCUACCAUCGCUAUGCAACGGCAGCGCAUUUGCCCCAUCAGAUGGCUCCUCAGGUUUCACCGCAAAUUCCAUCGGCAGCACUUGGUUCUCAUUUGCCGCAAACGAGCCUCACCCCACAUGCUGGCUCUUCCGAAGCCAUGGCAAAGGGAGCUGCACAAACCACAGAAGAUGCUCAUCUUUCUGCUUUGGCUCUGACGCGAUUGCUGCAAGGCUCUGCAGAGGAAGUGUUGGCUUUUCUUUCUUCCGAGCAACUUAUCGAACUUGGUCGGAACGUGCGCAAACUCAAGCGGCUUGCAUCGACAGAUGCCAUCUCCAAGAAGCGUCUUCUGGACCGCCACGUGAUUCCACACUCCAGUCGACUGCAGGAGGCCGGGGGAAAUGCCCUUAUCGAGACCCCGGAUAAGCUUUCAAUGAUGAUCAAUGUGGCCACAGGGGGAGAGUAUGCCUCGUGUGCAGGGCCGUCUCUUUUGAGAUUUGUUUACUCCUCCAGAGGUGCCUUGCAGGAAUAUUGCAUCAAGGCGGACAUUGAUUCGAUUGCCUCCGACUCGCUGCCCGAAUCGUUCAAGCUAAAAAAUUGCGUCUACCGACGGGCCAUGGGAGACCGGUCGCAAUAUAAGGGCAACCGAUACGAAUAUGAGACCUCUGUCAACGACAUUGCAUGGAGGCUGACAUGGAUUAACCUUGACACGUUAGCGGGAAAGCGGGGGCUCAUUCAGCGGGCAGUGGACUCGUAUCGGAACCGAUUUAAUGUUUCCCGCUCCAGAAGGGUAUUGCGUCAAGAGAAGCUCCUUAAUGGCACGCUGCGGCGGCGUGCAGAUUCGGCGCCAUAUGUGAUUGCAAAUAGGGCAAUGCAUUACGAACACCAAUCCCACAUUCAAUAUUCUCACGCACAUGAUCCUGCUCUGGCAUGUGCGCCGCAAUAUGCUGCGCCCCAUUCUCCACAUGCUAGCUAUGCUAACCCCUCGCCAUCAUGUCUAUUUUCAGAUAGCCCAAUGCAAUCCCCAUGCCCAGAAGACCCUGCUCCGUGGGCGAAAGCAGCCCAGCCGAGCAGUGGUGAAUUUGACGAGAAUUUUUCUGAUGCUUCGAUCCCUGCAAUUUUUCUUUCCACCAUUUCUUUCUACGAUGCAAGAGGAAUGACGGCCACGCUUAAAGUUCGGCUCGACGUGGAUAGCAUUGCGAACGAUGGCCAUAAAGAUGAAGGCGAAAAAAAGAGCCUUGAUGGCGAAACCGAAUCUGUGCGCUACAACGCCAUCAUCGAUUGCGUAGAUGGCAUUGAGGAGACAAACAAACAGUCAACGCUUUCGCUAAAAGACGAGCUUGGCUACUUGCUUGCAAGGCUCAAUCAUCCCAUCCUUGCGUCCAAUGCGUCGGCCCUGAGGGGCGCUGUUGAUGCCUUCAAAUACAAGGUGCUCACAAGCGACCCGCUUCUAUUUCCAUCCGAAAUCGCGAGCCGUGUUUCGCACUUGAAGGAGAGGUUUGGAUCGCUGCUUGCACCAGUACCGUCGAAAACGCAGCAUUUGUAUGCCACCGGCGACAGAAGCAGUGCUUAG